AUGGCGACCAACAUGACAAGUCCGAUUAGACUGCCUAUGAUUGAUCUAUCGGAUCCCGACACUGCCGCCGCGGGAAAAUCGUUGUUAAAUGCUGCUAUCGAGCAUGGAUUCCUCUAUAUUGAUAGUAGGACGUCGAAUUUUACCAAGUGCGACGUGGAACGAGUGUUCAAAAUGAACAAGGGAUGGGUUGGCAUGCAUGUUGAAACGCUAGACCCGGAGAAUCACAAGGUGGGUAUUCGGUCCCAGCACCUAUGCUUACCAUAUUGGUUAACUAAGCGCGGGGACUUUAAAGAAGCCUUGAAUAUUGGUGAAUUGAACGACGGAAAAUUUCAACAGGCCUUGCCUCCAACUCUUCUUUCCCAGGAGAAAGAGAUUGCUCAUUUUACACGAUUAUGCAAUGAAACAUGCGCUCAAAUACUAAAGCUUUUGAGUCAAGGGCUAGAGAUGCCAGAGAACUUCUUCACGAGUCGCCAUGAUCCAUCUAAAGGCCCAACAGGAAAUUCGCUUCGGCUUCUCUUCUACCCGUCUGAUGUUUCGUCAUUCCGACCGGAGAAGGACAUCCGUGCUGGUGCACAUUCUGACUACGGCAGUAUUACGCUACUAUUUCAGUAUCCUGGCCAACCGGGUCUAGAGAUCUUAACGCCGGACCAAAAAUGGGCUCCUGUCCCCGUGUACCCAGGCGACUUGAUUGAAUACCCAUUUCCACCAAUAUUGGUCAAUAUCGGCGAUAUGUUGAGUUACUGGACCAAUGGGUUGCUCAGAUCAACUGUUCACCGCGUUGUCUUCCCUCACGAGAUGCCGGAAAUUUCAGAAUCAAAACCUCGGGAUCGUUACAGCAUAGCCUUUUUCUGUCAACCUGUUGGCAGCACAGAGCUAGUUCCAGUUCCCAGCAGGCUUGUGGAAAAUCAUCGAGAAAAAGGAAACAAGAACUCCAAUAAAAGUUUUGUCGUUGGUUACGGAGGCGGGGCUAACAGUCUAGAUUCCGACCAGCCUCGAAUGACAGCCAGUGAACACCUCCAAUUAAGAUUGAACGCAACAUAUCUGAACAAUAGUAUUUAG
Penicillium manginii is the source of this 1059-nucleotide messenger RNA. RefSeq lists its product as uncharacterized. Lineage: Eukaryota; Fungi; Ascomycota; Eurotiomycetes; Eurotiales; Aspergillaceae. The record is from RefSeq and is a predicted model, not a curated record. The transcript has 5 exons. The coding region runs from base 1 to 1059 and encodes 352 amino acids.